Cucurbita pepo subsp. pepo (vegetable marrow) is the source of this 1084-nucleotide messenger RNA. Its product is annotated as putative F-box protein At5g04010. Gene Ontology annotation, molecular function: protein binding. Gene Ontology annotation, cellular component: cytoplasm; SCF ubiquitin ligase complex. Gene Ontology annotation, biological process: gibberellic acid mediated signaling pathway; SCF-dependent proteasomal ubiquitin-dependent protein catabolic process. Lineage: Eukaryota; Viridiplantae; Streptophyta; Magnoliopsida; Cucurbitales; Cucurbitaceae. The record is from RefSeq and is a predicted model, not a curated record.
GAAUCCUCAUCAAACCGACAUCCAUUCUCCUCCUUCGCUCUUCAUGGCGCAAUCUCUUCAACCUCCUCCAUCCCCGCCGCCGUGGGAGGUGCUGCUUCUCGUCGCCGAACGCCUCGACCCCAGAACACUCGCCACCGCCUCCUGCGUCUGCAAAUCCUGGUCCAUUUCCAUGGCCUCCAACAAUCUCUGGGAGCCAAUUUUUAGUGCCAAAUUCCCUUCUCUCACUAACCUCGCCGCCUCCUCCGCCACCACGUCACCUCCCGUGUCCUUCCGCCGCCUCUUUGGCCUCGGCCACACCGCUGCAGCUCGUCGCCGCCCCGCUCCCUCAAAACCCAUCCUCUGCCUAUCCGACCUCGUCUUCGUCAUCAGCGUCUCCAGCACCGACAAAGCUGACCGUUGUAUUGUCGGUGCCGGAGCCAAGAAGGAAGAAAAGGAUGUGCCCGAACCCAUGUUCACCGUUGUGAAGCACGGCGGCGAGCUAGCGGUGGACCGAAACGGGCUGUUCAAAUUCGACAUAAAUGUCAGCAACAGCGACGAGGUGGUGGUGAUCGGAGCUGGAGAGGAGGUGGGGGUGGUGUGGAACGUGGUGCUGGAAGGAUGGAGGGCGGUGUUCACAAUGAUUGAAUGUGGAGGAAGAGUGGGAAUGGCGCCGAGAGCGGACGGGUGGUUCUCGGAGGAGCUGCCGGCGGCGGGGUGCUGCCCGAAGGAGGUGAGCGGCGGCAUAGUGGCGGAUCUGAAACUGGGGGUGUGUAAAAAUGGGGAGGGUGGAAAGAAUGAUAAGGUUAGGAUUGAAAGCGUGAGUGUGGGAAUGAUGAGUGUAUUGAGUUGGAGAUAUGUGAGUUUGGAUGAUGGGUUGAUGUAUUUGCAGCAUUUUUUGUUCAAUCCUUACAAAAAUUAGUUAAAUGUGGGAGGGUGAUUCUGCUAACUUGGGUUGGGUUAGAUUCAUACCCUAGUAGAGGGUCUACCCGAGUCGGCAUUGUAUGAUUUUUUUUUUUUUGCAACACUCGUUUCAACGCAGUUAUAAGUUAACCGUGAGAAAUUCGGGCGUUGUGGACAAUGUUAGUGUAUGUUUGAGUCUCGAGUU